AUGGAGCCAGACAUUUCUGUCGGGUAUAGCAUCAUCAAUGCAUUCUUCGGCACCUUCAAUGAUACUGGUAAUCCAACAUGCCAGUCUUCUCGGCACCUCUAUUUCAACUACCUUCUUGCGAGGAGUCUUGCCGAGAACACCGAGUUCAGUGCAUAUAUUCGAAGCCAGUUGACCCCAUACAUUAUCAGUGAUCUUAUUCGGCAAAUCCAAACAAAGACCCGAUGUGAGAUUACUGCCGAUCUCCUCUACAGCGUUCCUGAUGGAAGUGAACGCAAGGAGGAGGCUGUGAACACGCUUCUUACAUUCAUCGUUCGCGUGUGGCUGAUGUGUCGAAUUGGUGAUUUCCCGGGCGAGCCACGGCAGGGACAGAUUUCUGUCCCUUGGCCUGACAACUCGACUCUUUCCCAUGCAUUGGAAAGCCAUUUUCACAGAAGCACUACGGAUACACAUGAAGAACAGAUACAGUUGGAGAAAUCCUUCAAGGCUCGUAAUUUAGAGCGCUUUGGAGGGAUCCGAGUGAUCUGGACUUCCAAUCUGCCCGACCAUCUGCGAUUGUACGACCCGUCGGAUGACAACCACCCAUACCAGCUCCUAAUUUUCCACCACGUGAGGCUCCUGGAGUAUCAUCGAAAGUCCGAGAUUUUCCUGAUGGUUUAG
This is a messenger RNA of Penicillium daleae, 657 nucleotides long. RefSeq lists its product as uncharacterized. The coding region runs from base 1 to 657 and encodes 218 amino acids. The transcript has a single exon. NCBI's taxonomy places the organism in Eukaryota, Fungi, Ascomycota, Eurotiomycetes, Eurotiales, Aspergillaceae. The record is from RefSeq and is a predicted model, not a curated record.